Messenger RNA from Spirometra erinaceieuropaei, 2289 nucleotides. NCBI's taxonomy places the organism in Eukaryota, Metazoa, Platyhelminthes, Cestoda, Diphyllobothriidea, Diphyllobothriidae. The record is from the annotation of a GenBank genome assembly.
AUGCGACGAAACCAAAGAAUCCCCCUAGUUUUCUUCCUUCAAUGGACCAAGAACUUUCUUCUCGCCGCUUCUCUGCAAACCGCUAUCGGUCAAUAUGCACUCGCAGACUUAUCAGAAAGCCAGCAAAGUUGCAUACAAGGAAGUAACAAUCUUUCAUAUCUGACCGAAUUUGACUUGAAUGAUGACAAGUUCUCCGUCUCCCACCGUCUUUUGGAUACUGUAACAUACGCAUUUUGCACAAUCGGAAUUCUUUCAAAUUUCUUUGCCUACGCCCUUCUGAACGGAAAAUCCACUAUCGGAGUCCUCUUGAUUAAACUCGUCCUUCUUUCCGAUGGCCUGGUCUGCGUAUUCUACCUCCUAAAUCAGGUAUGGACAGACAUAACUAUCAACUACCUGAUGAACUCACUUGUGACUGAGUACCUCUCCAGGAAACCGAUCCUCCAGCACAUAUCGAACGUCCUUCGAACGCUCGCAGUGACGACAGUCAGUGUAAGUAAUUGGUACAUUGUUUGCAUGAUUCUCCAUCGAUGUGUAUCCCUCUAUGCCAAUCCCAUGCGGGGACGUUUCGAGAAAUCACUGUGGGUGCUGGCCCAGAAGCCGCCCAACCUCUGGUUGGCCUUUCUAUCCUGUUGGCUGUUCAGCCUACUACAGGCGUCUCUCACUCUACAUCGAUUUCCCCUCGUCUUGGACGUUCUUACCUUUGUCUUGCCACUGUGUCUAGUAUUUUUAUCUUCCAUUAUCCUUCUCUACGGUCUGCGAGCGAUCCAGCGAAGUCAAAACAGUAACCUGCCCGCGGGCGGUCCUCAUCCAAAGUCUUUCGGUUGUUGUGGUGCUCUCUGCUCACCUCAUAGGUGUGGGAAAGGGGAUCUAGAUGAAACGUUUGCUCAGACCAAGGUGCAGACAGGAACGCCAGACAAUGGUUCCACGUGUACAGUUCACAACAGUUACGCUGCUGCUUCGCCGAAUGCUAGAGAAAAUCAGCCCUACAAUCCGCUGAAUUCUGAUACAGAGACGAGGGAUAACCAUGAAUUGACAGAAUUGCGUCGCAAACGCAUCUACUCCCGUGUAACGAUGACAAUACUGAGCUUGGCUGUGUCCUUCUUGAUUCUGGACUCUCUGCAGUUUGCUGACCUACUGAUCCGUAUUCCCUGGCAGAACAUUCUUGGAAGUGUGGAGGAUAACAGACGGCAGAACCUCUCCUGGAUUCCUCUACCUCACCUCAAUAUCACCAUUGAUCUCAUGAGGGAGGUGCAGAUGAGCGGGGAAAAACAGAGUGUCCUGAGCAUAGUUAAGAAUUCCUGCACUCUGGGCAAAACCCUAACAAAUUUUAUUAUCCUCUGCGCCCACAGUCGCCACUUCCGGUUCUUACUGAUUGCUCAUUUUCGGCGACUGCAGAGGCUACUUCGCAGUCUCCAGUACCGAUGUUGUCAGAGGGCACAAAGGAGGCAUUUAUACUGGGCUGUUGCACCAACCUGUGCCCCGGCUUUUGCUCAACCCAACUGCGCAAGCUGUGACAAAAAGAAACGUGUACGAUGGUAUGAUCAUCGUGGCCAACAACUACCACUGUUACCACAGCAACAGCAGCAGCAGCAGACUAUCCCCAACCGAUGCGACUGCCUACGGGAUUUGAAGUUCGCCUACAAUGUGAACCCCACGCACGGCCUCGCCCCUCAGCUGCAUGAGUGGGCAACACACAGUAGAUGGCCGUUCGCCAGUCCAAAACGGUCCCUCCUUGGUGCUCAUUUCGUCCGCACUCUUCACGUCUUUUCUAGGCGGGGUGUCGGUGGCAGUGGCACAUCAGCCUCCAAGACGAGUUCCACAUUUUCUAGGUGCCACCUCUGCGCACGUAGACGUCAGACUUAUGGCGGGAACCUUUUGGGUUGGCGCACCCAGUGGAAACGCAGAUCGAAACGACGGUCGACGAACCAACCCCUCAGUUGGCAACAGGGUAUGAUCUUCUAUAAGCCACCGCCGCUGCUCCCUACAGGGCCUCUGAAGCAAGGGCUACUCGGAAGUGGUGAUGGUAGUGGUGAUGGAUCUCAGCCCUCCUGCUCAGGCCUCAAGCAUAUCCUCCAUCAGGCAGAAGGUGUCUCCUUCUCCUCCUCGGGGAAGUCCUCGGACGCUGCCAAAUGCCUCUCCUCCACUUCAGGAAACGGAUCUAGCGGCUGCCUCGGCUUUUCAGAGAGCUCCAACUCCGUAGCGUGUUGCGCGGUCUGUUUGCACCAAUCCUCCUCCGUUAGCUCCAAUCAGAAGACAACGAAACAACAUGAGGUUAGAUCAGUGGGUUGA